This is a messenger RNA of Aureobasidium pullulans EXF-150, 786 nucleotides long. RefSeq lists its product as uncharacterized. Lineage: Eukaryota; Fungi; Ascomycota; Dothideomycetes; Dothideales; Saccotheciaceae. The coding region runs from base 1 to 786 and encodes 261 amino acids. The record is from RefSeq and is a predicted model, not a curated record. The transcript has 3 exons.
AUGGGCACUUGGACACUCCUAUUUCUCUUGGGCCUCUGCGCCAGAGUUCUUUCUUCUCAAGUUCCUCAAAGCUACAUCAUAGGCUUGAGAGAUGGUCAUUCGCUCGAGGACCACCUUGCUUCUCUCGGGAACGACAUCGAUGUCGAACAGCGAAUAUCACAGAUCAACGGAUACGCGAUACCAGUCUCUGAGACCAACAACGAUGCUUUGUCCAAAAUUCGCCGAGAUAGCCGCGUUGGAUUUGUGGUCGAGAAACCUCGUGGGUUCUUCUCUCAAGACGGGCACGUUGGGCUUGAGAACGAUGAUCUUACAGACUAUCUGGAGCAGAGAAUGUGGUUGACACUGCAAGAUCAAGACCCUGAGGUCCCUGUCACUGACGACGAUUCUGCUUUAAUACCCUUGACCUGGAGAGUUCAAUUUGUGGACGGCAACGCGAUGGACCGGCAGAUCUCAAAGAUCGGAAACGAUAUCACGAUCUUUGACGUCUUAUCAUAUAUUUCAGAUGCAAUCAUCGAUGAGCUCUAUGCCGCUCGCAUUGUCCACUCGCAUCUAAAUGCGACUACCAGAACUACUUUUCACUACGGGCCCUCUCGCGCAAUCAUGGCUGCAGGUAUUGAAGCCGUAGAGACGCAAGGAUUAGCCAAGAUUGACGAAGUUACCCACAGAAGAGUCCUUGUCGACCUGCUCUCACUGGACAAGAUUGCAGUUUCCCGAACGUUGUGCAUCUCCAUAACCAUGAUUGUAGCAAUCCUUAGCAUAACUAACGGCAGGAUUAUAAAUGCAUGA